CUUUGUAAUCGGUAUGCAUAGUGUUUGACGCAGGAUUUUUUGUUUAAAUUUGUAAUCACGAUCAAUUUGAAAUAAAUUAAUUUACGUUAUAUAAUAUUAAAUUCAUAAUUCUCUGUCAGACAAAUUCUUGACAAGUCUUUGAAACAUGUAAAACAAAUAAUAAACUAUCGCCAUAGUCAAGUGUAGUUGGCUAUGGGUAUUUUAUUGGUUGGUUAUGGUUUCUGUUUUCUGUCAGUUCGAUUCAGUGCUGUCAUGUGAAGCUUUGAUUGUUUGCUUUACUUAUUUCUAACGUUUUUUAUUUUGGACUCUUGAAGAAAUUUUAAUUAUAAAACGUUCAUAUUAAUUUAAACGUUAAAUAUCAUCAUAGCUACAUGUGUGGCGUUCCUGCGUUAACCCCUCUUCUCUCUAUCAAAAGUUUUAAAUCUUAUUUUAUUUUCGCAUAAAUAAAUCACGCGAAUCGUAAAUAAAUCUCGAUGUUUGUUUGUGAAUAAAAUAAGUGUUUAUCAGUGCGCGAGUGAAAUACAAGAGCAGUCAAAUGUUAAUGGUUCCCGCGAUAAUUUCGAUGUUAGAAUCGGAUCGGGACGUGCGCGCGAGGAGGGACUAUGUUGUUUAUCAGUGCCUUAGCGAUCGGGAUGGUGACCGGCUUGCAGAAUGCUACCACGGACGUUGCGGCGGUCAGUGACGUCACGGGGGCGCCGCGGCGCGAGAUGGUGCUGGACGGGCCGAAGCUGGCGCCGCCGAGCCAGCUGGACAACGUGACGGUGCAGGAUCGGCCGUCAAUGUGGGACAUGUAUUUGAACCCGUGCGGUAAAUGGCGGCCGAUAAAUCACAUAUUUUUCCAAGUGGCCAAUGUAUUUUUCCUGCUAUCGUUCUUGGCGCCCCACACGCCGACAGGACUGAUAUGGUUGCGCGUGGCUUUGAUCCUCGGGUGCACCUUCUCAGGGAUCUGGGCGUGGAGUAUCGAGUGCUAUUUGGACGCUGUUUUGUGGAACAGUGCAUUCAUAGCUAUAAACUUUGUGUAUUUCUCGGUGCACUUCUAUUUGAUGAGGCCAAUCAAGUUUCACAAAGACAUUGAAGAGGUAUACGUGGCCCUCUUCAAGCCGCUCCGCGUCUCGCGGCGGCAGUUCCGACGGGUGCUCCGCUGCAUGCGCAACGUGCGCCAUCUCAAGUGCCACGAGCUAUACGCGCACGAGAAGGUCACCAAGGUGGACAGUCUCUCCCUCGUGCUCUCUGGCAAACUGGUGGUGUCGCAGAACCAGAGGGCGCUGCACAUCGUGUUCCCGCACCACUUCCUCGACUCACCCGAGUGGUUCGGCGUCUCCACCGAUGAGUAUUUCCAGGUGUCGAUAAUGGCGAUGGAAGAAUCCCGAGUGCUUGUGUGGCACCGAGAUAAACUCAAGCUUUCCAUCAUGUCGGAUGCCUUCCUACAGGCGGUAUUCGACCACAUCCUCGGCAGAGACGUCGUGCACAAACUCAUGCAGGUGAGCGAAACGAUGGCAGUGAGCAACGGGCACCUACCAAACAGUUUUGAGGAGGGCGAGGACAAGCCCAUGUUGGUCGUGAAGAAGAGCGGCGACGGGCCCGGUAUCACCGCGCUGCUCAACCGGCAGCUGCAAGCGAGCGACCCCAACGCGUGGCGCCUGGGCCGCAUCGAGGAGGCGGACCACGAGACGCCCGUGUGAGGCCGCGCGCCCGCGCCGCCGGCCCGGCGCCGCCGCUAGUCCACCUUAUUGUCUACCACGCAGAGUUCUAACUCUAACACGGACCGAUUAUGAAGCUAUGCUCACCUCGGUUAGGACAAAGUGGAACUACCUGCGCUUUCACUGUUUCAAUGAGUGCGAAUACUUUUGGAUGUGAAUAUGGAGGUGACGGUCUAGUCGAUAUGUAUACCGCGAGAUAUCGUUAUCUGGCGCUGGGUUUUGCCCCGGUAAUAAGAAGUUCUUCGGAUAUUGGCAGCUUUUCCGCUAGAGAUGUGAGAGCUAAACGGCGAACGAAGUCGAUUACGAACAUCUUCUAAGGGACAUAAGUUUUUCUUUAAGAUCGGGGAGUGAAAAAUAGAGAAUUUAUAGCAAUGGAAACUGCACAUUUCUAGCAGAAACGAAGCCAAGUAAGAUUACAUGAAACUACCUAUUGAUAUCCUUUGUAUGGGGAUAUAGAAGAGCUGUAAAGAUACGUGAAAUAGCGCCAAAAUAAUAUUUUACGUUAGUGUCAAUAGCCUUUUAGUUAAGGCAGCUAGUGAUAAAGCGGUGUAAAGUGAUAUGUGCGCUAUGGCUUGAGUAGUAAGGUCGGAAUUUGAAUAAGAUUGGUAAUGUGGUGUUAAUUUUUAUUUAUGAUUAAAUCAAAUUUAGUUUUGUUACUUUGCAGCUACGGUGAUCUGUAAAUUACUUGUAAAUUUGAUUUUGAUUGAAUGAUUUCUGUUAUGAAAAUUAUUUAGGUAUUAUGUCACCUUGAAAAGGCUUUGGUUUUGCGUCCAUUAUUAUUAUUAAACAAAAAUACAUGUAGAUUACUAAAAUUAUCUCAGUAUUAAGCACAAACAACUUGAUUCUCAUUAGAUUAUUCAAUAAUUUGAAAGACAAAGAGCGAAGGGUGGGUUACUUUACUUGGUAGAUUUCCAACAGAAAGAACUUUAAAAGGGUAUCUGUUCGGUUUCAUUGUUUUUGUAAGAUAUUAACCCCCUUAUUCAUAAACGUGUACUAAAGUUACGCUGCCGCUGAUCAUUGUUUGUCCCUUUCCGACGUAUUGGUAUGAUGGAAAGGGACAAACGAUGAUCAGCGGCAUCGUAACUUUAGUACAGGUUUAUGAAUAAGGGGGUAAAUAGUUAAGCCUAUCAGGGCUAAAAAGGAUAUUAUUAUUAUUACAUAUAGAAGCAAUUGUUUUAUUUGUCUAUCAUGUAAGGUUUUUAUGAAUCAAAUAACAUGUUUGCAAGUAAAUAAAGUAUACCAAGUAAACAAAAAUUAAGGUAGGUCUUCGUCGAACCUCAAUGAGUUAAGUGCGCGGUUAUUUUAUGCCAUAGACGUAGCGUUGAACGCAUGCGAUCACGGAAUGUAUAGAAAAUGAAAAUGCGUUUACCGCGUAAUAGUAGAUCGUUAACCAAGGGUGGAAAGGGAACCAUAUCACCCGAGAUAUUUUGGCGCUCGCCAAUAGUUCGAGGGUGAGAUGGUUACUUUUACGCGAGUUAAAUAAACACUCUACUUUUCAUUUCGACUAUGAGGAAAGUCAAACACAAGAAAUGUAGGUUUAUUAUAGGUUAAGAGAAUUAGGGAUUCGGAUAGGGAGCGUGUGCAUGAACUAUAGGAGGCAGCACAGGAGCCAUCAAAUUUUGGCGCAAGGCGUAAAUGUGAUGAUUAUUGUUCCAAUGUAGCCCACAAGAUGGCAGAACCUACUAUGCACAAGAAAACACGUGACGUGUAAAUGUACUUGUUUAUGGCUCCGAUUCAGGCCACAAGAUGGCAGACCCUCCAACGCGCACGUAUUGGCCAUUUAAAUAUCGAUUGGAAAAAAAAUUAAAACCAUAUACAAUUCACAUUCAAUUUCGAUAAUACUUGAUCUGAAAUGCGGAAGCUAAUAUGAGAGCUUUUAUUUUAAUAAUAUGCUCGAAGUACAAAUAAAAAAAAUAUUUCCACUCUUGAGUGGGAAAUGCAAUUUUCCACCCGGGCAUCAGCCUAUGAAAGUUGAACUUUCCGAAUAGGAGAGAUGAAAAACAAUAUACGGUCAAGAGAUUAUCUGAUUUCAAAUGAGUGUGCAACAAACGCGUUUGGCGCUGCGUUUAUCGUAUUAUAACCGCGCGUUUCAUACGCACAUUUUGUUUCUUUUAUUGGUAGGGCUGGAUAGAUGAAGAGAGAAGGAUAGCGAAGAUCGUUUAAGUAUACUUGAUUUAAAAUGAGACACACUUGAAAAGACUAGAACUUACAGUUAAAUUUAAUAGAUAUGGAUAUAGGCUUAUGUCCCAAAAUAAAAUUGAAGUAAAUCGAUUUCAUCAACAUUUUGUAUUAAAUAGCUCGUAUGAUAGAGUAAAAUGUAAAAAUAAUGUGUUUAAUCAAACUGAAAUGAUUACCUGUAAACGGUGGAAGUCACAUAUAGUUAGAUGCCUAUUUACAAUUAAUAACAAAACAUCAUAAUAAGACUAAAUAAUAGGGUUCAUUGCUAUAUCCUGCAAUAUUUUUAGAAAUACAUAAGUCCAGUAGGAAUCGAAUGAAUACUGCAAGAGAAGUACAAGUUGAAUCGCAUAAUAUUCGUAUUCAAAGUUGAAAAAAUAAACUUAUAUCUGUACAGAAUAUACAUAUAAAACUAUCACACCAUAUUGAAUGUACAAAUAAUACUUUAUUGCCUAAAAAUGCACCAUAAAUUUGAACAUUAUAGAUAUCAAGUUUUUUUAUGCAGGGAGUAAUUGUUAAACCAAAGUAUUGAAAUGGUGCCCUAUUCUUGUAAAUGUACAGACUAUAGAACUGUGUUGUAAUAUUCGAUGUUGGAAAUUGUAAGCAAUAGAUUUUGAUGUAAAUUAUAUUUAUAACAUUCCAUCAUUUCCUUUUGCAAAUGUGUAAAACGUUAGGAAUAAUAUUUGUCGUGUAAUCAAGACUAUUUUGACCUAUACAUUAAGCUAGAGAAAGCUUUGGAGAGAUGUUGACAGAAUAUUGAUUAUCUGGACUUUUACACUGGAAUAUUAUAGCAAACAAAUUACGUAUUGAUGUUGCAUACUAAUAUAAUUAUCACAAAUGCACUGCCAAUGCAAUUAAGAAUAUAAAACUGAUUUUAAAUGACUUGAGAUCGAGUUAUCAGACUUGCAGAACAUGUGAGUGAUACUGUGAGAUAAUAAUUCUUAAAUUAAGGAUCUCCUGUUUAUAAUAUGCACAAGGCUGUUCUAUAUGGCCCAAAUGCUAAAGUUGAAUUGUUAAUAAUAAUUAGUCAUCUGAGUUUUUAACGCACGGUAAGACGUUAGCAAGCUGUGGAGUCGACAUUAGCAUAAAAUUUUAAUUUUGUUUUUGAGUAAUAAUUACAAACAAGAAUAAUGGCUAUUUCUGGCAGUUCUUAAUUUAUAUACAUACAUAUUAUUUUUUCCUUCUUUAAUAUACAUAUUGUUUUUUUUCUGUAAUUUCAUAAUGUAAUCAAUACAAAAAGUGGCCAUUAUUUUUAUUGUUAAUAUGUACUCAAUGACAAAAUUAAAGGAUUCUUUAUAAACUCGUUAAGGUUCUGUUCAUGAUUAUAAAAUUAAAAUCACUAAUCAAAUAAAUGAAUGAGUAUGAAUAUGAGUUGAACUUUAUUCCUAAUGUUGAUUCCAUAGCUUGCUAACGUCUUACUGUGUGAUAAAAACUCCUAAUAUAAAAAUUUGCUGGUACAAAAUACUGAAAUAUUAUUACUGAUUGAAAGUCUUCAAUGUAAAUGUUUGGGACUUAUGGAAUGGUCUUGUGUAUCUACUACUUGCCUUGAUAUAAAAUGUUUGUUGUACUUGUAUAAAAUGAGCGCCUGAUGUCGGAUUAGAAUGCCUUAAUGAAUUGCCAUGUGUGAUGAAUGUAAACUAUGAAUGUAAUUAUGUACCUAUUAUAAUAAUUGAAUCGAUGUAGUUCAUGUUGAGACAGAUAAACAAAUAAAAGUAACUACUUGUAUAA
This is a messenger RNA of Cydia pomonella (codling moth), 5603 nucleotides long. Its product is annotated as blood vessel epicardial substance-like. The record is from RefSeq and is a predicted model, not a curated record. Lineage: Eukaryota; Metazoa; Arthropoda; Insecta; Lepidoptera; Tortricidae. Gene Ontology annotation, molecular function: cAMP binding. The transcript has 6 exons. Gene Ontology annotation, cellular component: sarcolemma. Bases 603 to 1682 code for a protein of 359 amino acids.